UGCUCUGUCUCAGUCUGUCCCGGACCUUCGCUUUCAGCAGACUUACCUUUUAUGAAAGUGAAGUCUCAUUGUAAGUGCAUGGCUUUACGGCACUUCAUGUCAAAGUUUUAACGCAUUAUAGUAUGUAGCUUUUUUUUUUAGGUGAAAGCAGUUCAUAUUUGACUUCAAUGGAAAAAGAUCAGAAGAGCUCAUGAAGAGAUCAGAGAACAAGAGAACAGUGGAAGCUGUUUGACAUCCUCCCGGAUCCAUUUUCUUCACCUUAAAUAGUGCCGCUUCAAUGAAUGUUACGCCCUUCCCAGCAAACAUGUCUACGGAUCCAACAGUUGACCACUGCAAAGCACCUAAUCAGGUCACAUACGAGACCCUCUCCUGGCUGAUGAUUGGAGAGUUCGUGCUGGGUCUGCCUCUCAACCUGUCGGUCCUCUACGUCUUCGUCUUCAGGUUCAAGUUCUGGAAGAACAAAAGCAUCUUCCUGUUCAACAUUGUGGUUGCCGACUUCUUGCUGGUGGCCUGUCUUCCUGCCAAGGCCUACCACUACCACCUCGGCCACCGGCGCAGCCCCAACAAAGCACUGUGCAAGACGAUGCUCUUCAUGCUGUUUCUCAACCGCGGCGCCAGCAUUGCCUUCCUCAUCACCCUGUCCAUCGACCGCUACUUCAACGUGGUGCAUCUCGGGAGGAGGAAUUUCGUCAAAGUGCUGAAGAAAUCCCCCCUAGUCUCCAUCGUCAUCUGGCUCCUCCUGCUGCCCCUCACCAUCCCCACGAUGGUCGAGACCUUCGAGUGCUGCAACAGCCACGGCCGCAAGCACGAGACCCGUUUUCACGACGUGACGGACACAUUCAGAGAGAUCGUCUAUUUCGGCCAGAUCAUCGUGCCCUUCGUCAUCCUCGUCUACUGCACGGUGCACAUCGUCAACCGGCUGCGGAGGAAGACGGUGGGGGAGAAGACCAAACUGAGGAGAGCCGUGUGCGUGGUCAUGUCCGUCGUCGUCGUCUUCUCCGUCUGCUUCCUGCCCAGCACCGUUGCCAGAGCAGUGCUGCUGAGCGUCCGGCUUAACAAAGAUUGGGAGCACAUGGAAGAUGCGGUGGUUCAGGUCUACGACAGCCUCAUGGUUCUGUCUUACAUCGACUGCCUGCUGGACCCGCUGGUAUACUGCUUCUGCAACUCCGGGUUUAAAGACGCCUACAUAUCCACCUUCUGUCCCGCGUUUCUCCGGAACAGACUGUUAAAUACUGACUUUUGCUUGGGAACAACAACAACUACAACAACAACAACAACAACGACUUCUGGAAUUAGAGAAGUUUCUUUGCCGAUAUUAGCAAAAUGAUAUUUUCAGUCUCUUAAACUGCAGUGAAAGUUUUGUCCAAUGUGUUUAAUCAACAUUACAGCUCAGCUGCACAGAUAGCAUAACCACUGGUCCCUCCACACAAGCUACGCCGGCAGAUUAUUAACAUUUUCUCAGAAAAACAUUAGGUAAAGCAAUUCUGCCGAAUUUACACAAAGGCUGAAAACACAGGCGGGGGCGGAUGACAUCCUCUGUGGGCACAGCCAUGAUCUGAUCUGAUGAAACCAUCUUCUAUCUAAAAUCAGCAUGUGUUCAUGGGUUUAUCUGGAGCCGUGUUUAGGGCCAGCAGCUCCACUCACGCACACUUGCUGAUGUUUUUCUCACUGUAACCCUUAAUGACCUCCUGUUGGAGCUGAAGAGACCGUCUUCUGAACAAUUUGAGAACGAAUCAUUUUCUUUCCGCACUUUUUUUCCAACAUGAAAUCCGCAUCGACGCUUGACCGACUGCUUUCAGUGCUCGUGGUCCAUUCACGUGGCUUCACACUGUGCGGCUGCCACCUGAUCUAAAGUCUAAUUCAAUAUGAUUUAUACGGAUAUAAGACAAUGAGUAAGAUCUGGACUUUUUUUUUUUUCAGCGGCAUUGUUUUAUAUUUAGAUAUAUAUUUUUAUAUUUGUUGUGUGGUGUUAAGAUGAUACAUUUCCCUUGCGAUUGCAUUUCCCUGCAUACGAUGGUCCUUGCACGAACUACAAAGUACUAGUAUAGACCAUAAAGUAUAGUACAGACCUAACUUACUGUGUUCUGCUGUACUGUAUGUUUACCCAUACAUACUGUGUUGGCACUCAGGAAGCUCUCCAUCUCUGCGUUCAUCAUCAGUACCUGAAACCAGCUGUACCGGUCCUCGCUGGGGUUCACCCUCAGUACAACAUAUUGUUUUUCUCAAAGAUGUAUAUGAAGAUUUCCAAUAUCUUUUGGAAUUUAUUUCUUACUGGUGCAUUUUCACUUCCCAUGUACAACUGUAAUUAUGUAUAAUCAGGGUAAAGCAGGCCGUCUACACCCCUUUUUCUUUAAGAGGAGGUUAUAAAUGAUGUGCAACUACGACCACUACUAAAAUGUCAAACCCGAGUGGACUGCAGGAAUCUAGAAGGCUGAUUUAAACAUUCCUCACUCACGCUGUAUGUCAUUUUGUGAUGUUGAUCAUCAAAACUUAAUUAUUUGCAUGAGAUCAUGAUACCAACUGAAGAUUUUUGUAUAUUACUGCUGUAAAUAAACUAAAUACAGGUCUAAGCAAAACAUCACAAGAUGGAGACCCUUGAUAUACAAAUGCACUCUGAGCAACACACCAACAUGUAAAGCAUUUACUGUGAAGCCAGCUUGUAACAUCCCAAACAAGGAGAAAAAGCAACGCAUCCAGAUCCCUGUUGCACCCUCCUAUACAUCACUGUCAGUGUCCAACUGUUGACGGUGCUGAUCGGCCUCUUUGGGCUCCAUUUUCCACCCCUGUGACAGUUUGUUCUGAAUUGUAAAUGUGAACUCACCUCGUCAAAAGCAGCAUAUUCCCCACGUAUUGUUGUCUAUCCUAUCCUAACUCAAGGUAUUUGUUUAGAUGCAUUAGCACCCUUAUUUUCAAUUUUGAAACAUUUUGAGGUGUGUACCCAUUGCUCCGUGCAGGCAGUACGGUUGUAGCAACAGGAGGCUGUCAAGUUGAGGCUAGCAGGUUUAAUAACACAGCAGCCGCGGCAACGACAGAGGAAGGACGUACGAAUACAAAAACAAACAGAAAAACACUGAAGAUCAGUGUUAUUGGUCUUCUUUACAGAUUGGCUGCAUGCCUGAUUUGUUUGAAGCCUGUUAUGGGUUAAUGACUUUGCCUCAGACUGAAUGUUGUUUUAAGUCAUUUAUCUCAUUAAGAUAAGUAUGUGUUGAGUUGGAAACUUAAGGAAUUCGAGGCAAGACGUCGUAAUUGUAAUCAAACUUCUCGUAAUCUCCUCAACGUAUAGUAAUUCAAGUAAUCAGUUAUUUAUUUAUGUUUUCAAAUAAGCUGUUCGUUAAAAGAACAUCACAGUGAAUUGCAGAUUGUGUCUGAGAAUAAGAAGAAGCGUCCCCAGCAAUUUAGAGAAGCGCCAACAUGCGCCCACAAGGCCAGGCUCUUUGGGCUGUGACGAGAUGAGACGAGACGUCGAUGUAUAACCAACAGGCGCAAGGAAUCGCAAAGAGGUUUUUGGUAAUGGAAAAGGGCUCUUAGGAGUUACUUUUCUCAGUGGCUGAAACAAGUUACUUUUAAAUGGCACCAACGUUGUAAUGUUAUUCGUUACUUUUAAAAGUAGCAUCACCCAGCACUGGAAAUUAGUUGCUGAAAAUCCUUAAUUACAAUGCUGAA
Molecule: messenger RNA, 3663 nt
Organism: Anarrhichthys ocellatus (wolf-eel)
Lineage: Eukaryota; Metazoa; Chordata; Actinopteri; Perciformes; Anarhichadidae
Product: 12-(S)-hydroxy-5,8,10,14-eicosatetraenoic acid receptor-like
Exons: 4
Coding region: 278-1327 (349 amino acids)
Biological process (GO): G protein-coupled receptor signaling pathway
Cellular component (GO): membrane
Molecular function (GO): G protein-coupled receptor activity
Source: RefSeq, a predicted model, not a curated record